UUUUUAUCUUCACGCCUUCCAGAAAAUAUGCUUUUCUGCUACCUGUAACGACGUUACUGUAAAUCAAAAGUUAAUUUCCUUCAGUUAGCAAUAACAGUGUUUUAAAUAAACAACUAUUUCUUGUUCAGUUCAGAACUUUUAUUUAGAUUAAAUACGAUUUCAGUAUGGGUAAAAUGAAACUGGGAUACUGGGACAUUCGUGGGAGAGUGGAAGCGAUUCGAUACGCCCUUGAAUAUGCCGGGGCUGAAUAUGAAGAAAAAUUGUACACGAUGGGUGCGGACCCACCCCAUGAUCGCAAAGAAUGGAUACUAGACAAGGAAGUUUUGCGCAAACAGGGGCUUAUAUUUUCUAACCUUCCCUAUCUCUUUGAUGGAAAUGUGAAGAUGACAGAAUCAAUGGCAAUUCUAAAAUAUGUUUGUUCAAAAUAUGGGAUGAUGCCGAAGGAUGACGAUCAGUCUCGGGCUACAGCCUACAAUCUGGAAGGUGUAAUGAUAGGAUUCACAAACACGUUUUAUGGAGAGUUUUUCGUCCCGCCUGAACAGUACGAAGAAGCAUUGAAGACUUUUCGAGAAAAGACGUUUCCUGAAUUUGUGGGGGGCGCAAUUAAAAUCAUGGGCGACAAAAAGUGGCUUCUUUCCAAUGAGAUCACAUAUCUGGACUUCCAAUUCUACUCUUUGCUGAAGAAAAUAUGUUGUCUCAACGAAAAUUGCUUACAACCAUUUCCAAGAUUGAAAAAAUAUGUUGGAGAUUUUGAGGCUAUUCCUUCAAUAAAGAAGUAUCUUGCUUCCGGAAGAUUCCGAAAAUAUCCAAUCACUGCUCCAGUCGCUCGAUGGGGGUCCAGAGAAGAAUGCAGAAGUCGCAAAUGAAGACAAUGAAUCUGCAGUUGAAACUAAAAAUAUAAACCAAAUAUUUUGUCAUUUUUGGAAUAAUAUAGAUAAUAAAAUGUACCUUGAGAAAA
Styela clava is the source of this 958-nucleotide messenger RNA. RefSeq names its product glutathione S-transferase Mu 4-like. Gene Ontology annotation, molecular function: glutathione transferase activity. NCBI's taxonomy places the organism in Eukaryota, Metazoa, Chordata, Ascidiacea, Stolidobranchia, Styelidae. Gene Ontology annotation, biological process: glutathione metabolic process. The record is from RefSeq and is a predicted model, not a curated record.